Leptonychotes weddellii (Weddell seal) is the source of this 3558-nucleotide messenger RNA. NCBI's taxonomy places the organism in Eukaryota, Metazoa, Chordata, Mammalia, Carnivora, Phocidae. The record is from RefSeq and is a predicted model, not a curated record.
GCUGAUGAAAAACCAAAGAAUGAUGUGAUUGUAUUGAGUGACUGGCCUAAGACUCUAUACCAGGAGCCUCACCAUCCCCAGAGCAAGCCUUUCAUCUCUUUCUAUGCCAUCGAUGUCAACUAUUUUGUGUCCUUAAACUGGGUGGAACCACAUUCAAAACAAAUACAGGCAGUACUUUGGGUACAGAAGAAAGAUACAGAAAUGGGAGGAAUGAUAGAGAAGAUGAAGUUUCCUGUGAUGGAUCAAGUGCCACCCAUUGAAGCAAUGGUCCACACAGGUUCCUACCACAUGUUAAUUGCUUACUGUGGUGACAUGCGCCUGCGGCUCUUCGGAGAUCACCAUCAAGCAUUCAUAUCUCUGGGCACAGUGCCCUGUCGUUUCUCCAUCAGCUGCCUCUGCUAUGACUCAGAAGCUGACAUACUGCUCUCUGGUACCCUGGGGGCUGUGGUUACCUGGCUUAUCUUACCAAACGGCAGGGGCCUCCAGAUGGCACAAACAGUGCUCAUGUCUGAUCAUGAGUUUGUACAGGGCUUUUCCCUGAACAGCCCCCAGGGCUCCCUCCUGGCUCUUUGUGAGAAUAAGGUGAGGGUCUUCACCCACCAGGGUCAGGGCCAGCUGAAAGAGGUAAAAAAGUUCACUCCCACAGCCAGUGGCUCUUCUAUCACCUGCUCCUUCACUUGUGUCUCUCAGGGCUAUUUCUAUGCUGGAAACAAGGAUGGAGAGAUCCAUGCUUGGGGUCUAGACCAGGGUAACUUCCUCCACAGCUUCCAAGCCCAUUCUUCAUCAGUGAUAUGUGUUUACAGCCGGCCAGAGACCUACACCUUACUAACAGCAGGCCGAGAAGGCAUUAUAAGGGAAUGGAAUCUUGCCUUUGGGAACUUGCUGCGGCAGCUGGAUAUUGAUGAGGAUUUGCAGCAACUGCAGUUUAUUGAUAACACCACUUUUUUCUGCCAGACUACCCACACUUUCUCAUUGCACCACCUACCAUAUUUUUAUAGCCUCUUCAAUGUCUGUGGUUCUGCUCCUGAGCAGGUGCAGCGGGUCUGCUGUGGCCGUAAUUGGACUCGGAUCCUGUGUGCUACUAAGGAUGGUUUAUUGCGCUUCUUGUCUCCAGUAACAGGAGAUCUCCUGGUUAUCACCUGGCCUCUACUUGUCAUGGAUAAGGCCGUAGCUUGGGCCUAUGACUCAGACAAAGAAGAGCUCUUUGUGGCAACAGGCAGUUCAGAGGUGCUGGUGUUUGAUGCAACGCGCUCUCCUUGCAUGGCCAAGUAUCUGGUAUGCACUUCAGUAAACUCUGGGGAUAAAGUAAGGUGCCUGGCCUAUGGGCAGUCCCAUUUGGGUAUGGGCCUAGUAGGAUUGAUGUUCUGUGGGCAUGACAGUGGCAUUGUGAGAAUCCUCUCCCACUAUAGCUGUGCUCGAAUAGAAAAGACUGUUCACUCUGGGGCAGUUUUGGCACUGUCUACCCUAGAAGGUCCUCAGGAAAUCUCCUUACUCUGUUCCUAUGGCAUGGAUAAUACUAUACACCUGACAGAAGCUGUGCUUCAGAAAAACAAGGUAAUCCUGCAGCCCAUAAGCAAAAUUCUCUGUGCUUGCCCCCUAACACACGUGAUCCUCUUGCCAGGUUCUGUGGGUGCCAUCACUGAGAACCACUGCUGGCGUCUCUGGCACUACCAAGAUUUUCUGAAAUCUUCAGAAUCAAAACAAAGGUCUGUUAGAGACAAAGAGACAAAAUGCCUGCACCAGUGUGACAUCACUUCAUUUGAUGUCUGCUCUUCCCUGAAACUUUUUGUCACAGGGGGCACUGAUGGCUCAGUCCGGAUCUGGGAUUUCCAUGGUAGACUCAUAACUGAGUUGGAUUCAGCAUUGCAUUUUGGCCCACUCUGCUUUGCCAAUAAUCGGGGUGACCUGCUUUUGACUUUCAACCAGAGUCUUUACCUGGUAUCCUGCUUAAAAUUGCUCCCUCCUGCUCAGCUGAUUCACCUAGCUAUCCUAAGCAGUGCAGACGAUAUACAAGAAGUCCCUAAACCCUUCCUGCCUAGCUUCUUCUUUUCUUUUGAAAGAGUAUUUGUACCCAAAUUUGUCUACCUUGGACAAGGGCUGCAGGAAUUACAGGGACUAGAGGCCCUUGUUAACAAACGGGUCAUUGCCUUUGACAAUACUGUGCCGCAUGUUGUAGAGGAAGAGAGACAUAUGUCCACUCUGAUUCAUGUGGAACCCAAAUCACACUUUUGGGAGGAUAAGAAUAUUGCUUUUGACCCCAAGCAUAAUCAUCCCCGACACUUGGUUCCUGCUCAGUUACAGCUUGCUGGCUGGGAUGGAUUGAACCCCUACCAUAUAUUAUGUUGCUUCUUUGGUAAAGGGCGGCAAUGGCCCUUUGCUCCUGAUGGCUACAUCCCCAACUCAGUUAUCCGUGCCCGCCUUUGGCCUGAUGGCACCCCAAUCUUCUUACGCUAUGAUCUGUACCAAGAUAAAGACUGGGACAUGACCAAACUCAUCAGAUGCCAGACACUGUCACCUAUGCCUGUACUAGAAGAGAACAUCUCAAUGAGAAGAGAGAGGGAUAAAUCCAAGAAGUGGAAACGAACUUUCUAUGAUGUUCUAGUAAGCAUAAUGAACCGAAAUUGGACAGGAAGAAAAUUUGAUGAAGGAAUUAUAAAUAAUUUAAUCGAGGCCAUCCUCAACCUCACAAUUUACUGUUCUAUAGAUCAAUACAAGACAUAUAUUAGUGUCCUGGCACAAAUUUUUGCCACUUACCAGGUAUCUCCAAGAUUGUGCUCUGAGGCUGCCUGUCGCCUAAUGGAAGAUACAGUUCAUCCCAAUCCAUGCAUCCGUGAGCUAGCCUGGGAGGGGUUGGAGAGGCUAGGUGUCCUGAGCCAUCUCUUUGCUGUGCCACUGGCUAUGGGAUUGAUGGACAGUGAUGAAAAUGUGAGGGCUAAGGCCUUAUACCUUAUGAUAAGAGUCACAGGCAUCCAAACUAAGACUAUGCUGGUAGGCCUGCUGAAGAAACGAGACACGUUCCAAGAAAUGCAGCGGGAAUUUAUUGGAGAAACCUCUCUGGACCAGCUGCUGGGGAUCCAAGCUAAAGAUAUCCAGUGCCUGCUUACUCAGGUGGAGCAGCAGCUAAAUGAAAACCUGACUUUGUCAUAUAGAGACCAACAACCUACUUUUUUUUUAGACAUAUCAAUGGCUGGUAAACCUGAGACCCUUGUCAAACAAAUAGAUGAAGAUGAACAAAGAGAGGCCAGGCAAUCAGAGCAGAUUGACACCAGGGAUGUUACCUUAGAGCCUAAACUGCGAUUAAGUACUUUCAGCCCAGCCAAAUCUCAAGAGGAUGCUGAGUCAGAGGAGGUUGUGAUGGAAGCCACAGAAGGAAGAGGCCACAUGGAGGUGACAGAGGUUAUGAAGGCCAUAGAUCAACGUGGCAUGAAAGAUUAUGGAGAGGUGUUCCCUCAGGUGGAAAGACACGAAGGAGAAGGAGGAGGCCACAUGGAGGUCACAGAGGUUAUGAAGGCCAUAGGUCAACGUGUAAUGAAAGAUUAUGGAGAGGUGUUCCCUCAG